Dermochelys coriacea (leatherback sea turtle) is the source of this 511-nucleotide messenger RNA. RefSeq names its product snaclec bitiscetin subunit beta-like. Gene Ontology annotation, molecular function: signaling receptor activity. NCBI's taxonomy places the organism in Eukaryota, Metazoa, Chordata, Testudines, Dermochelyidae. The record is from RefSeq and is a predicted model, not a curated record. Bases 74 to 511 code for a protein of 145 amino acids. The transcript is spliced from 4 exons.
UUGGGAGCAGUCAUUCUUCACCUAGGGACAUUCAAGUCCCAGCUCAAGCUGACUUCUCCUUACUAGAGUCAGAAUGUUCUGCCAAGGUCCCUGUCAGGAUGGAUGGUUCAGUAACAGGGGCCAGUGCUACAAGUUUGUCCAGGAGCAAAAUACAUGGGCUGAUGCUAAGAGUAUUUGCCAGAGGAUAGCAGAGGGAGGUCACCUCACCAGCAUCUCCAAUGCAGCUCAGAAUGAUUUCCUUGUGAACCUCGCCAGCUAUGCAGACAAAAGGACAACCCAGUUCUGGACAGGAGGAAGUCACCAAAAGGGUACUUCUCUGAGAUGGACUGAUGGAUCAGUGCCAAAUUUCAUCCAGAGGCCUCUGAGCUCGAUUUUCAAUGCCAUUGGCAGAAUAUUUAACCGUAUCUUCAACGUACGAAUCUGCUUGACCCUAAAUUUAAGAGAUGGCUGUAACUGCAACAAGAAGUUAUUAUUCAUCUGCAGUUACAAACCCAAUUUGACCCCGCCUUAG